This is a messenger RNA of Diceros bicornis minor, 1231 nucleotides long. RefSeq lists its product as uncharacterized. NCBI's taxonomy places the organism in Eukaryota, Metazoa, Chordata, Mammalia, Perissodactyla, Rhinocerotidae. Bases 1 to 693 code for a protein of 230 amino acids. The record is from RefSeq and is a predicted model, not a curated record. The transcript is spliced from 5 exons. Gene Ontology annotation, cellular component: extracellular region.
AUGAAGUGGAAGGUCCGCAGAGCAGAUCCAAAGCAAGGCGCUGCCAGGGUGACCCUGCGUGAGAUGGAUCAAAACCACGAGCAGCUCACUGCCGUAGCAGCGGCUGGAGAAGGGGAGGGCGGAGGGUCUGAAGCAGCGCAGAAGAGUAUCAGAUACCUCACGCCCCGGUACUUGUCUAAAGCGUGGUCAGGUCUGGACACAAAGAAGCUGAGGGACGGUGAAGGGAGAGCUCUCGCUCUUUAUCUUAGCACAGACUCACAUUCAUCACGAUCUGAUACAGCCAAAAUCCAGGUGAUGCUGGUGGGAAAGUGGAGGGGCUUGGGACUUGUUGGGAGCCUACUGGGACAUGAGAGAAGCCAAUUACCAACAUUCAGCCAGAUACUUCCAUGCCCUGGCGGGAGCUAUGAUGCUGCACAAAGGGGCCCUGGGGGCGUCUGGGCUGCUAAAGUGAUCAGCAAUGUCAGGGAAUAUCUUCAAGGACUCUUAAACCAGGAUUACUUUGGAAGCAGCAGCUAUGGGUUGCGGGACUUGAAGUCCAAUCAGAAAGCUGAGGAAUGGGGCCGCAGUGGCAACGACCCCGAGCACUUCCGACCUGCUGGCCUGGCUGAGAAAUACCGAGCUCCCAGCUCCCUCUGCUGUCACGAGGCUGUGAGCCACACACCUCUCCCCGCAAACAGGGCACAGUGUUGCUGAGCUUUGUGUCCCCAGGGCACCCAGCAGUGCCCAAUACAUGUUUCUCAAAUUGAAUUUGGUUUUUUUGUGUGUUUUUUUCUCAAGAUAUUUUUUAUUGAGGUACCAUUGGUUUGUAACAUUAUAUAAAUUUUGGGUGUGUAUCGUUAUAUUUCGAUUUCUGUGUAGAUUACAUAACGUUCACCACCCAAAGACUAGUUACAAUCCAUCACCACACACAUGUGCCUUAUCACCCUUUUCACCCUCUGCCCUACCCCCUUCCCCUCUGGUAACCACCAAUCCAACCUCUGUGUCUAUGUCUUUGUUUGUUGUUGUUUUUAUCUUCUAUUUAUGACUGAGAUCAUACAGUAUUUGACUUUCUCCCUUUGACUUACUUCGCUUAACAUAAUACCCUCAAGGUCCAUCCGUGUUGUCACAAAUGAUAAGAUUUCAUUUUGUUUUAUGGCUGAGUGGUAUUCCAUUGUGUAUAUUUACCAUAUCUUCUUUAUCUGUUCAUCCCUUGAUGGGCACUUAGGUUGCUUCCAAGUCUUGGCUAUUGUGA